AUGGACGCUCUCGAGAAAGCAGCCCUCGACGGCUCCCUCUUCCAAUCUAGAGAGCCGCCCUCUACCACUCGUGCAGACGACUCGGGUGACCGCCCUUUCUUGGGUAUCGAAGACGAAAAGUAUUCGUUCGAAAAUGACGAGUCUUCGUAUAGCAGUCAUAUCGGAAGAUCUCAUUCGGUGGGCCAGGAGCCCAAGCGGGAGCCCAGAGGGCUGGUGGAGCAUGGCGGGCCCCAAACAGGUGCCAAGGGUGUCAUUGAAGACAAAAAGGCCAGCGAGCACCAUGCUCAAGCGGCGAGUCGGGCUGCGGCUCUUGCUCGUGGCAUCAACCCCCAAAGUCGCCAGAUGACUAGCUUGACAGUCCAUGAAGAGGCAGAACUAGCUGCCAGGCAAAAGGCGGAGGAGGAGGACGAGGAACUGAACGAGAUCAGACGUCGAAGACGAGAUCAGCUUCAGCGUCAGAGAGAGGAAGGGCAGGAGAAGGUCGGUAGUUCUGCACUGGAGCACGACAUGAAGAAGGCGGUAAAGGGGGGAGGUCUUCAGGAAAUUGGCAGUGAACGGUUCUUGGAGGUGGUGGAGCGACAGGGGUGGGGCUUGUCAAGAUGCGACGCUCUCUCCACAUCACUGCUUCACCUCUCUCUCAACGUCCCUGAUGGUGUUCCUAUAUCUCUAUAUCGCGCUCGAGCCACGGCUCUUCGCUUUUCCCUCGUACCUCCUACGCCCCAAACUGUCUCUUCUCAUAGGCAGAACACGAGCGAAGAUUCUGAGAUGGCAUGGGAUGAGGAAGGGCAGCCGCUGGGGGUGCCGGAUCCCGACGUGUUGCCGACGUUAUUGGCGUAUAAGGACGGGGAGUUGGAGAAGACUUGGAUUCGAGUAGAUUGGGAUGUGGGGAAGGAUGGCAUAGAGGGUUUGCUAAGAAGGGAGGGCAUCUUGCCGUCCAUCGCCAAGCUUGGUUAUACCGGACAGGCUUACGGCGAGGAAUCUGAUGACGAUGAUUAG
Messenger RNA from Cryptococcus amylolentus CBS 6039, 996 nucleotides. RefSeq lists its product as hypothetical. The transcript is spliced from 3 exons. NCBI's taxonomy places the organism in Eukaryota, Fungi, Basidiomycota, Tremellomycetes, Tremellales, Cryptococcaceae. The record is from RefSeq and is a predicted model, not a curated record. The coding region runs from base 1 to 996 and encodes 331 amino acids.